Symbiodinium natans is the source of this 1317-nucleotide messenger RNA. The record is from the annotation of a GenBank genome assembly. Lineage: Eukaryota; Dinophyceae; Suessiales; Symbiodiniaceae.
AUGGAGGCCAUGGAGGCCUGCUGCGCAGCUCAGGUGGGUCGUGUCCAGAUCAUGUCCGAAUUGGACCGACAAGAAUGUCAAAAAGCUGAAGGUGGUGACGGUGGACCGGUGCCCGAUGAUACGCUGUCCUGGCCGUUGCAGCCUGUUACCCAUGAAGAAUGCUUGCCUCCAGUUCAUGGCCACCACCGCCGACGGAGCAGACGAGAGCUCUCUUCAGGUGGCAAGUUUCAAUUGCUCCCGUCGGUGGGAACCUGGCUGCUGCCUCUACCCUCCAAGCUCGCUGCACGUGGGACCGCGAGCAAAGAGAGCAAAGAGAGCAAGCCCACGAAGAGGGAGGAGGCGCAGGACCCCCUCCCAGAUCCGAUUCCGGCUCUGAAGGCAGAGGUGUGGACAGCGCAUUAUUCUGAUGCGCGGACGGCUUGCGAGAUUCACCUUCACCACGACCGUGUCGCCAUUAUCGAAAGCAUGGAAUCAAGCCGCCAGGUGGUCUUGGAGCAAUGGCUUUCGGAGCCGACUCUCGUGGUGGAAGGGAGCGGGACCACACUCACCAUCGCAACCUUGGCACAACUCUCGACGCAGGUGCAUCUCAGCACUGCUGCGGAGGCCUUGCAGCUGGCUGCAAGCAUACGGUCUGCCGUGGAGAGGUUGGCGAGUCAAGUUCGAGAUCACAAGUGGUCCUUCGUAUACUUGAAUGUGUAUGACCUCUUCAACUGGCGGGUGAGCCUCUUGAACCGUGUCACGUGGCUACUUGGAGCCGGCGGCGCUUACCAUGCGGGCGUGGAAGUUUAUGGACUGGAGUAUGCCUUUGGAGGCACGGAGAUUGGAAUUGGCGGAAGCGGGAUCACCACCUGCACGCCCAAGUCUUGCCACAAGCAUUCGUUCAGACAAAGUCUCUGCCUGGGCGUGACAACCAUGUCAGCAGAGGACGUUGACCAGCUGGUUAUCGACUUGGCACCGGAGUGGCCGACAGAGGACUACGAGGUGCUGGGUCCGAAUUGCAUCACCUUCUGCCGAUGCAUUUGCAAGAGCCUUGGUGUGGCUGACGUGCCGGACUGGGUGGACUCAAUGGUGCGAAGCAUCAAGGAGCGAAAUGUAAUCUUCGAUCCCUCAACGGGUUCGGCCGACUACCAAAAAGGAUGCUGUCCUCAGCAGCAUUUGUGCAGGCUGCAAUCGCAGGGCUUCCUGGCCAGCUUCGUGGAGGUUUUGGCCUGCAGCGCCUGUGAGUGUGACAUCGAACCCGGCCUGCAACACUGGCACUGCAGUGAAUGCGACAAGAAUUACUGUGUCGCAUGCCUUGUGCCCGCAUGUGUCCGCUGA